Pistacia vera is the source of this 2604-nucleotide messenger RNA. RefSeq names its product pentatricopeptide repeat-containing protein At4g14190, chloroplastic-like. Gene Ontology annotation, molecular function: protein binding. Lineage: Eukaryota; Viridiplantae; Streptophyta; Magnoliopsida; Sapindales; Anacardiaceae. Bases 1 to 1599 code for a protein of 532 amino acids. The record is from RefSeq and is a predicted model, not a curated record. The transcript is spliced from 6 exons.
AUGAAUGAGUGCAAGACCCAAGGCCUUUCCCAAGUCGGGUUAGCGAUUUUCCUAUUCACUGAAAACCCUAAAAAUUGGGAUGGUGAUCGGGGAACAAUUGAAGAUCAGGAUGUUGAGGAAGAGGAAGGGCCGGUGGGUGCAAUGGAAGUGACAAAGUGUCCCUGCAACUCCGUAACCAUAAUAUCCCUUUUAAAUACAACUUUUUUCUCCAAAACCCUAACCACAAAACCCAUAACUUAUUUUCUCCAUAAUUCAACCAAACACACAACUUUUCUCGUUGAGACCUACCAUCAACACCAAGCACUCAAAUCCUUGAUUCAGAGGCUUAAUAAUAAUCGUUCUUGCCCCUUGAAAAUCCUUCAACAUGACGGAGAUUGGACCAAACCUUACUUCUGGGCUGUCAUCCGCUUCCUUCAAACUUCCUCUAGGUCCACUUUAAUUCCCCAGGUGUUUGGUAUAUGGAAGAAUGUGGAGAAGUCAUGCAUUAAUGAAUCAAAUUGUGAAAAGAUUAUUGGGUUGUUAUGUGAAGAGGGUUUGACAGAAGAAGCUGUAUGUGCUCUUGAAGAAAUGAAGCAUAAUGGUCUUAAACCUUUUUUAAAGAUUUACAAUUCAAUAAUUCAUGGUUAUUCAAGAAGCAAAAAGUUAGAAGAUGCUUUGUUUUUCCUUAAAGAGAUAAAGGGAAUUGGUUUGAAACCUAAAACUAAUACCUAUGAUGGUCUUAUUCAAUCUUAUGGAAAAUAUAAAAUGUAUAGUAAGAUUGAUAUGUGUUUGAAGGAGAUGAAAUCAGAUGGGUGUUCACCUGAUCAGGUUACUUAUAAUUUGCUUAUUCGGGAGUUUGCGCAAGGUGGUCUGCUCAAAAGAAUGGAAGGGGCAUAUAAAAGUCUGCGUUCAAAGAGAAUGCAUUUAGAUUCAUCUACUUUGGUUGCAGUGCUUGAAGCUUAUAUUAACUUUGGGACCUUAAAAGAUAUGGAGAAGGUUUAUAAAAGUUUACUGAAAUCAAAUGCUUUUCUAAAGGAGGAUUUGAUUAGGAAACUGGCUGAGGUUUAUAUUAAAAACCAUAUGUUUUCGAGAUUAGAUGAUUUGGGGGAUGAUCUUGCUUCAAGAACGGGUAGGACUGACCUUGUCUGGUGUUUGCGCAUCCUUUCUCAUGCUUGUCUUUUGAGUCGAAGAGGCAUGGAACUUGUUGUCCAGGAGAUGGAAGAUGCUAAGGUUCCAUGGAAUGUAUCGAUUGCAAAUAUUAUCUUGGUUACUCAUUUAAAAAUGAAAGAUUUUAUGCACUUGAAAUUCUUAUUCUCUGAACUACCAAAACUUGGUGUGAAACCAGAUAUAGUUACCUUUGGGAUUCUAUUUGAUGCAAGAAGGUUUGGCUUUGAUGAGACUAGGAUUUUAGUAAUGUGGAGAAGGAUAGGCCUCCUUGAUGAAUCUGUUAAAAUAGACACAGAUCCUUUGGUUCUUACUGCAUACGGAAAAGGGAGCUUCCUUAAAAGUUUUGAAGAGGUGUAUGCGUCCCUUAAUCCUAAUGCUAGAGAAAAGAAGUGGACGUAUCAGAGUCUAAUUGAUUUACUGGUGAAACGAAAUGCACAACAGCUUCAAUACUAGGGCUUUGAAUGAAGCCCAGAAACUAUGGCUUACAAAAUUCUAUAAUACUAGGUUUACACCACCUUCUCACAUCACUCUCUCACAUCAUGACAUGGCAGUUGCCACAUCAUCUGCCACAUCAACAAAAUGCCAUGUCAUCUCCCCCAAAUUAAAAAAAAAAAAAAAAAUUCAAACUAACCCAAAAUUUCAGUUCUCAAUUUACCUAAAACAAACCCCAAAUUGAAUCUCAGUUUCCCCAAAAUACAAACACUAAAAUCUCUCCCCAAAUUUCCUUUCAAGAUUAGCGAACCUGAUUCUUUUCGAAGCCCACCACCGUUUCCUUCGCUUCGUUUCCUCCAAUUGCGUCCCCAACGAGCGCCGCACCUGUAAUGUGAUUAUUUCCCGCUGGCUGGGUUCCAAAACGCCACAAAAGAUGUUGAAGGUUAGGUGUUGUUUGUAUGAUUUUAAGCCCGAGUGGGUGCCUUCAUUGGGGAAUUAGAAUGUUUAACCAUUAAUGAAGAAGAACCGAAGUUGAAGGUUUCUUUUCUUCACUGUGAUGCAAGGGUUCAAACUUUUUCAGCCUGCCCAAAACUCAAGUUCGACUGCUCUCCCCUACGUGUAACCAUGACUCAUCUCUCCGGUGCGAUUCAUGUGGCAUCUCUCGGCUUAUCCAAAUUCCAUUCAUUUUCACAGUGUGCUUGACAACUAAAAGGAUAACAUGAAAAUGGAAUGAUACUGAUUCUGAUCAAAAUAGCAAGUUCAUCGGAGGAGAGUACUGAUACUGAUCAAAACAACUAGUUCAUCACUUUAUAUUCUUGCUGUUGUAAUGUAUGUUGUGUACAAGUUUUUAUAAUGUAUGUUGUAAUGUAUACGUUGUGUACAAGUUUUUAUAAUGCAAUAUUGAGGUUCUAUUUCAUUAUUGGAUGAAUUUUUCAUGUAAUGUUCUCUUGGAUGUACUUCUCAUUUUAAGUUUCAUGACAAAAAAAUUGAGCAAUUUGUAAUUGUCCAGCAGGUAAUUGAAGUCUU